Molecule: messenger RNA, 1623 nt
Organism: Fulvia fulva
Lineage: Eukaryota; Fungi; Ascomycota; Dothideomycetes; Mycosphaerellales; Mycosphaerellaceae
Exons: 3
Coding region: 1-1623 (540 amino acids)
Source: RefSeq, a predicted model, not a curated record
AUGUCAACCAUCAACCCGUUCGCGAGACUGGAGGAUUCGCCAAGCUCCCUUUAUGGCGAUCCAGAGACCGCGAUCACAACAUAUGAGCCAGCAUACCCAGUCCUCUCGUCUCAGUUCCACCACGACUACUAUGGUCCUACGAUCGCAGAGACCCUUGGCUACACUCGAGACGCUUAUGGCAACGGCGACGUCGAGGGCCAAGCGCAGCGGACUGACACCGAAGUUGCGCUUCCUUUGGGGAGCGUGAAGGGACAGCAUACCGCGGCGCGUGUGUUGCCGCCUCACGGUGGGUUGCUCGAGCCAUCGAAAGUAGAGCGCAGGUUGAUGCUAACAGUAUUGCUAGUCCGAGCGAGUGUUCGAAGUCACCAAGACUCACGUCGCCGCACUCGACAUCCGUCAGCACGCAACAGACCUACCAACUUUCCGUCGGUGCUGGAUCAGAGCGUGCCUUCGAUUACGCAGCAUGACGCGCAUGUCGCGGAUAUCUUGCCUGGCAGAACUUCGUUGCCACGUUCCGCAAGCAGUCUGGACUCGCGUAGUUUGGCCAUUGGGCACACCACUAGCUCCCAUACACCGGGCAUCAGGACCUCUGACGCAGCUCAAGACACUGGGGAUGGGGGUACUUCUCUUGGUCAAGCAGUCGAUAUACUCCCGAAGCCGAUCAGCAAGCAGGAAACAGUACCACCUGUACCGUCCAACGACAACGAAGAGGACAAUGAACCCGAUCAUGAUUCAAGAGCCAGGCCCGGAAGGAAGCGCACGGCGCGAGGCAGCGAAGAAGCCCCGACGCCAAAGCGUGCCAAGGCAUCGAACGUGGUGGCCAGAACCACGACAGCGCCUCCUCUUCACGCCGUUCAGGCUCUUGUUCUUCAGCCGAGCAGUAGUACAGCACCACCUGGCAUCGAGGCUGAGAAGCUAUUGCAAGGUAGCAAUGGCCGAGCUGAGACGUCCGCUGACGGCUGCGGCGAGCUCAAUCGCGAUCGCAUUCCACUCGACACUCAGAUGCCGCUGGGUACCGUGAUCACAGUGGCAGAGCUCGCAUGGUUCCAUCCGCACUGCUUCCAGUUUCCAGAGGUCGCGAAGCGCAUGAUACGAAACAAAGUGGCCAGCCUGGAGAUCGCUCGCAUGCAGCUGGAGGCAGCUGGCGAAGAGACAAGCGACAAGAACCUCAAAACCUUGAACGACCGCCUGAAGUACCAAUACACAAAAGGCGGCCAGCUGGCAUAUCCACACAAGUAUGCCGCGAACAAUAACAAGUUCGACAAGAAAUUUGUCGAAGCCGAAGGUCCUCGCGCAGAUCUGACAGCAGACCAGUGGCGCUUCAGAAGCGACUACUCUAGCCAGCGAAAAAUAAAAGAAGUGUUCGGCCACGUCAAGCUGGAAGUAAUCUACGAACCAGUAUCAGCCGCUAGUAGGCCCACCGGAAAGGGACGCGGCAAGCUUACGCAGUAUCUGGAGUUUGCCGAGCAGUACGACGCUGCCCAUCCGAAUGCUAAGCUAGACACAUCACACUGGGACUGGGUUGCGAGCAAAGUCAACGCGCAGGACCCGCAGCUGUCAACAGGUUUUGCUACGCUGGACCAUGAGGUGAUGGCCGGCCUGCGCGCAGCAUGGAAGGCCUAG